ACUAAUUUCCGACCAUGGUACGGAUCAUGAUGAGUACGCGAUCCUUAUACAUAAACACGCUUAGCUAUCUACAUGUGUCAUUCACGAAGCCGUUCCCGCAGUGUAUCCCGAGGUAGGCGAUCUCAUUCCAGAUCAGCAUCACGCUCUCGCAGCCGUUCUGUUUCAGGAACAAGAGAAACUUCACGCAAGGCUAGAGAGGCUUAUGGUCGAUCACGAGAAAAUGGACGUGAGAAUGGCGAAUCAGCUUAUAGGUAUAGCGAAAAAGAACCAUCACCAAAGCGACGAUACGAACAUGAUUCUCCAUCUCCUAAACGCAUUACUCAUUCAAAGCGCAGCCGCACCGAAUCCUCUAGCAGACAUGGCAGAGGAGGUGGUUCUUUCAUCUCACGUUCGCGUUCUAAUUCCCAUAGAGAUUAGCAAUUAUUGAGCAAAAAUCAAGUAGCAGCAUAUAUAAAGUGAACAUAUACAUAAUACAUUUAAUUUCUCUCAUGAUUUCCAAAAUUAAUUCAUUUACCUAAUUACACCUUAUAAAUAGCUGCUAAAAUGUUUAGAAAUUUAGGGAUUAGAUGUUAAUUUACAAGACACUCUUAAAAUACUAAAUCAAGUCUACGAAAUGACACUGUCUGAAAGUCUCAACA
Musca domestica (house fly) is the source of this 638-nucleotide messenger RNA. RefSeq names its product arginine/serine-rich protein 1-like. The transcript has 2 exons. The coding region runs from base 73 to 417 and encodes 114 amino acids. NCBI's taxonomy places the organism in Eukaryota, Metazoa, Arthropoda, Insecta, Diptera, Muscidae. The record is from RefSeq and is a predicted model, not a curated record.